AUGAAUAAGCAAAACGUUUUGGUUGUUUCAGCAGAACGUAGAAGAUCUACAGUGAAACCUCGCCCACAUUUUCAGUUGAGCGUAAAAAACAGGUCAACAUCGAAACUAAAACCAUUAUUCCCGACAUCAACUGCAGAAACAGUUUCUAAUAAAACAAACACGCAGUUUCCAUAUCAAAGACAAAAACAAUCUCACUUUUCUAAGCUAGCAGAUUCACCAAUAACAUCCAGUGUCCCCUCAAGAAGGUAUGGAUAUCCUCAACUCAUUGAGUCAACUCAGAUUAUUGACACUAUCGUUGUGAAAGGAAGUAUUGCCAAGAACGAUAACUCUAUGACGACUGUUGCAACGAGUUCUGCUACAUAUUUCAAAGACAUGGCGACACUUUUAACCGAAUCUGUAACUAAUGAUUGUGUUCAUGAUCUAACGAAACCAUCUGGUGAUAUUAUCUUCCCUAAUCCCUUUCUAAUGUACAAAUCAAAUUUGGACAAUUUUACUCUCUCUGUAUGUCGUUGGAGAAUUCGUGUGCCAAUGGGACCUAACGUCAAGAUCCGGUUCAAUAGUUUGUCUUUAAAUCUGGAGAAGGAAUAUCUGCAGUUAUCUGUUGGAAUGGGCGGUGCUACUAAAAUGAGACGAAUAACAGGGACCAAGAUACCUCGAGAUAUUAUUUUCAACGGAACAGAGAUAUGGCUGACAUUAAAAUAUGACCACGUCAAUUCGAAUGCUCAAAUAGCAAUCAUGUUUACUGAAACUAGUGAAGAAGCAACAUUUCCAAGACAAGAAAAUUCAACUUGCGGUGGAGAAGUUAAGAAACUACAAGGAAAUUUGAUUUCACCAGGAUAUCCCUUCUCUAACUAUUCUAACAGCGAGGUGUGUUCGUGGACUAUAAACGCUCCAGCUAAUUCUGUGAUAAAGAUUGUAAUAAAAAGUUUAUAUACCGAGAUAUAUGAUCAAGUCACUAUUGGUAUCGGUUUACUUCCGGAUGUCCAGUCUUCUAAAGUACUGACAUUGUUUGGGCACCUUGAGGAAGAGAAAGAAACUAUCAUUCCAUCUAACUCAAUGUGGAUCAAUUUUCAAUCUGAUGACAGUGUUUCAGCUAAAGGUUUUCUGAUUUAUUUUGAGGUUAUUUUACAAGAAAUAUGCCGAUUCAAUAAUGAAGUAUUUACGAGUGAACAUGGUACCAUAACGUCAGUUAACUAUCCUAACCCAUAUCCCAUCAAUAGUGAAUGUUCCUGGCGAAUUCUAGCUCCUCCAAUGUCUAAAAUACAGCUUAUUGUACAUGAUUUCUUAGUUCAGGAUGACAGAGAUUUUCUUUUAGUUGGAAAAGGAGAGGAUGUAUUUGAAGGACCAUUCGAAACUUACUCCGGAAACCUUACAAAAGCAUUGAAUGUUACAUUAGAUUCGGAUAAAGUUUGGUUACAUUUCACAUCGAAACAAUUAGAAGAAGAGACAGUUUAUUCUGGUUUUAAUUUAUCAUAUACAGUAAUACUGCCAGAUAUUUUUGGAAGUCUGGUAAUAGAGCAAGGUGUAGUUACAGAACCACCAAUUAUAACAACUUUUGUAUCUCAAGAUCAACCACUAUCAGAUGAUCUAUCCGAACUAAGUAAAGACCAAAAUGGUGGUAGAGCGGGAUCAGAAUCGUCUAAUUUACCUGAAUGGUUAAUAGGUGUUAUAGUAGUGGUUAUAUUAUUGAUAAUAGUUUUCUUCGCUAUGGUCAUAUACUCAUUAGUGAAGGAAAGAAAAAAGUCCAGAGCCGGAAGUUAUGGUGCAGCAACCUCGGUAUCGUCACCAGAAGAACCAAAAGACGUCAACAAAACUGAUGGUUGCAUUCGAAUAACAUCGUUCAUUACCGAUAGCGAAACAAAUAAGGAAAAUACAAAUGGCUGGGUUGAUACCGAAGCAGCUACGUUACAAAGACGUCCACAAGGUCGAUCUAAUCCGGUAUUUAAUGAUAACGAAGAACUUAAAAAGAAAGGGGAUAAGAAAAAGUCGGAAAAGUCCAAUGAUAAGAAACACAAAGAACUUAAAGAAAAGAAUACUGACAAAGAUUCGAACGCAAGUGCGGCAGACCGGACGGAAGCUGCAUCUAAUAACGUGACAAAACCGGACGAUGAUACAAAAAUAAACGUCAGUGCUGAAGUGAAUACUAUAGGGCAACCAGAAGACACGUCAUUAACCUUAACUGAUGAACAAGUAUUAACUGUGAUGGAAAACAGUUCAGAAAAUACAGGAGGUAAUAAAGAUCUCAGUACAAACCUGUAGAAAUGUAGAAUAACAAUACUCGAGAUAUUAAAUCCUGUUACGAACAACACUAAAAGUUCAUGUAAAAUAAUUUAUGUCUAAAGUAUGUACAUAAAUAAUAAUAAAUUGGGUGAGAAAAAAGAUUGUAAAUCUUGAAAAAAUGGGGAUACUAAUUAUUAUACCUUUGUACUUGACAAUAGUUUUUUUGUUACCAUUUUUGUACAUAAAAUAUCAUACUAACAAAUUAUAUGACUUAUAUAAAAAGCUUUAGUUUUCAUCAUUAUGGCGAUGUGUAGUCUUCUCAAGUUCAAAUUAACAUUUUUUUUCAGUAUACUAUUUGAAAUAUAGCUCAUCUAAGAAUAACAAGCACAUUUAACAUACAGAAAUAAAAUGACUAAUCUACUAAGAAUUGUCUAAAAAAUAGAACAUUUAUAAGUUAUUACGAACAGACUGAUUUGGCCUUUCCAUAACGAACAAAAUUCAUGUUUCCACUUUUCCUGUUUCGUGGAAUGGCAAUCAAUAUUACCCUUUCGAGUCCUAGUCGAGAUAGUAGCCCACACACACAUUAGCUUUAUAUGCAGGAGUGCGUGACAGUCGAACUUACAAGAUACUACAUGCUCUAGAUUGCGUUACUGAAUAGGACGAGUAGGUAGAAGCUGCUGAUGCGGGUCUCUGUUGUACUGGUUCAAUUUUUCUCAAAUGAAUCUUAUCUUUAGGACCUUGACCUCUAGCAGAGGGAGGUCGACGGAAGAUAACGUCGUGGCCUUUGUCAAAAUUAUCCCAUGAUUUGGAAACUUCAUCGGGAGUUGCAUUUCUUUCAUCUGACUGUCGGCCUUUUAUUUUCGAGAUAAUUUCCUUUGGACAAUCAAUUUGAUCAUUGACUACUGUAUACGCUGUUACGACCCCGUCAGCACAUCCAAC
Lottia gigantea (owl limpet) is the source of this 3159-nucleotide messenger RNA. RefSeq lists its product as hypothetical. The transcript has 10 exons. NCBI's taxonomy places the organism in Eukaryota, Metazoa, Mollusca, Gastropoda, Lottiidae. The record is from RefSeq and is a predicted model, not a curated record. The coding region runs from base 1 to 2259 and encodes 752 amino acids.